AACGACGCAAGACGAUCGCGACGCCGGCAUGUCAGGGGGCGGCUCCGGCGACGAGUUUCGCUGUUUCGUGGGCGGUCUCUCGUGGUCCACCGACGAUCAAGCGCUGGAGAGCAGCUUCCGGCAGUUUGGAAGGAUCUUGGAGGCCAAGGUGAUCAUCGACCGGGGGUCGGGGCGAUCGCGCGGGUUUGGCUUUGUCACCUUCGCGGACCAGCGCGCAAUGGACGAGGCGAUCGACCGGCUCCACAACAAAGAGCUCGACGGCCGCGUGGUGACGGUGAACAAGGCACUGCCCAAGAGCGACACCGGCGGUGGCAUGGGGUUUGGCGACCGCGACCGCGACCGCGACAGGGACCGCGACAGGGACCGUGACCGCGACUUCGACCGUGGUGCCGGCGACCGUUACCGCGACCGGGAAUAUGCCGCUCCUUACAGUAAUGGCUACGCCGGGAGGGGCGACAACAAUGGUAGCGACAGUUGCUUCCGGUGUGGGCGGCAGGGUCACUGGGCCAGGGAAUGUCCGGUCUCUUCCCGCGACCGCUAUGGCAGCGGUGGCGGCGGUGGCGGCGGCGGUGGUAUUGGCAGGGAUGUCGGCUUUGGCGGCCGCUAUGGUGACCGAGGCGGCGGUGGUGACUACUUUGGAGACCGCUACGAGCAGCGCUACAGCAGUGACGAGUAUGGAAGAGAGCGGAAGUAUGAAGGUGGCGGCGGAGGGAUCCGGGACCGUGAGCGGAGCAGUGGCGGAGCUAUGAGGUACGAUGGUGGCUAUAGAGAUCGUCCGGGGCCGUAUGACCGGGCACCGCACUUUGAUCGCUCAGCUCCCCCGGCGUAUGAUAGGCCGCGGCUGCGUGGCGCUGCUAGAUCUUCUUACGAUCACUACUGAUGAUGUACUGCGAUGGGGGACAAGUCUUUGGGACGAACUUCCUCCUCGUUUGGUUUCUUCUUUCCAGUUUUCUCGCAAAAAGAUUACUACUACUA
Selaginella moellendorffii is the source of this 975-nucleotide messenger RNA. RefSeq names its product glycine-rich RNA-binding protein GRP1A. The record is from RefSeq and is a predicted model, not a curated record. NCBI's taxonomy places the organism in Eukaryota, Viridiplantae, Streptophyta, Lycopodiopsida, Selaginellales, Selaginellaceae. Gene Ontology annotation, molecular function: zinc ion binding; RNA binding. The transcript has 2 exons. The coding region runs from base 29 to 880 and encodes 283 amino acids.